AGGGCUCCCCCGCCAUUUUGUUCUGCGGCGGCUGGGUAUUUAGAGCCAGCGGCGGGCGCAGCGGAGGAUCGUCCGCGCAGGACCACCGUCGUGUCGACACCACCCCCGCCGCCGCCCCGCCAUCUUGCCUCGUUCCCGGGCGGCGCAGCGAGGGCGGAGGAGAAGCCGAAGUAGAAGGCGAAGCCGCCCCCGGCCCCCCACCUCCCUCAGCUGCCCGACCUCCGCAGCAGCAGCCGCCGCCGCCGCCGCCGUCUCCCUCCUCUUCCUCGCCCCUCACCCGGUUCCGCCAUGAGUACUGCUCCGGCCGGUCCCGAGUACUCCUCCUUCUUCGCCGUCAUGGGCGCCUCGGCCGCCAUGAUCUUCAGCGCCUUGGGCGCCGCUUACGGCACAGCGAAGAGCGGCACAGGUAUUGCUGCCAUGUCGGUCAUGAGGCCAGAACUGAUCAUGAAGUCCAUCAUCCCAGUGGUCAUGGCGGGGAUCAUAGCAAUCUAUGGCUUGGUCGUGGCAGUCCUGAUUGCCAGCAAUCUCGUGCAUGACAUCUCGCUAUUCAAGAGCUUCCUUCAGCUGGGCGCUGGACUGAGCGUCGGCCUCAGCGGUUUGGCCGCCGGCUUCGCCAUUGGCAUUGUGGGUGACGCAGGUGUCCGGGGGACGGCACAGCAGCCGAGGUUAUUUGUGGGCAUGAUCCUGAUCUUGAUCUUCGCCGAAGUCUUGGGGCUGUACGGCCUCAUCGUUGGCCUUAUCCUUUCCACAAAAGGGUAAUCGGCGCAGAGUGUUGGUGGAAAACAAAAACAAACUAAGUUCCAGAAUUUGGAGGGGGGGGGAAAGGUCUCUCCAGAAAGGUGUACAGUUGUCAUCAGUUUGGUAGUUGAUCUCUUGUAAAUGCGCAAUGUAUGUGACUUGUCUGUCCUCUGUGUACUUCAACAUGAAAAGCAGGAGGGCCUGCCACAAGCCUUUCCCACAAGGCCUGGGGGAAGCGCCUUUGCCCUUUUCCAUCCAUCUUUGCCAUUAGAGCCCUUUAUGUAUAAAUAUAAACUAGAAAACGGUAACUUUUCCCUCUCUCCAUUGGAUGUUUUAUUUAUAAGACUUGACAUGUUCACACAUAAUGGAACAAGAGUUUUCAAUUUUCCAUGCUCUUCUCUCUCUACACCCACCCACCCACACACACACACACAUAUAUAUAUAUAUGUAUAUUAAUCUCAUGCAUAGAUAGAUUACUACACUGUGGGGUUAACUGUAAGUGCAGAGAAAUCUUUGGAUGUAAUUUGAUUCUCAAUGAUUGCUGUCGUGUCCUGGUAUCGGAGUGUGAGGCCGUUUGUGUUUAUACAGAUAACAGCAAAAAAAAACGUCUGAGACACUCCUGUGUGUUCCCAAGUAGUGAAAACUGUAUGCUCUGGCAUCAAAACGUUGUGCAGCCAAUGUUGGAUUUUGCAGUAAUACAUUUCCAGGUAAUAAAAAAAUUCCUCCAUUAUA
This is a messenger RNA of Crotalus tigris (Tiger rattlesnake), 1470 nucleotides long. RefSeq names its product ATPase H+ transporting V0 subunit c (gene ATP6V0C). Gene Ontology annotation, molecular function: proton-transporting ATPase activity, rotational mechanism. NCBI's taxonomy places the organism in Eukaryota, Metazoa, Chordata, Lepidosauria, Squamata, Viperidae. The record is from RefSeq and is a predicted model, not a curated record. Gene Ontology annotation, cellular component: proton-transporting V-type ATPase, V0 domain. The transcript is spliced from 3 exons. Gene Ontology annotation, biological process: proton transmembrane transport. The coding region runs from base 289 to 759 and encodes 156 amino acids.